CCGACCUGCAAGCGAGCGAGCGGGCGCCAUGGCGGCUUCCCCUCCGUCGGAGUCGCGCAGCUCGGACGGGCCGAGCAGCUGCGUGCUGUGCUGCGGCGACCUGGAGGUGGUGGCGCUGGGCCGCUGCGAGCACCCCAUCUGCUACCGCUGCUCCGUGCGGAUGCGGGCGCUGUGCGGGGUGCGGUACUGCGCCGUCUGCCGGGAGGAGCUCGCCCAGGUGGUCUUUGGGAGGAAGUUGACAUCCUUUUCUACAAUAGCACUCAGCCAGUUACAGCAUGAGAAGAAAUAUGACAUCUAUUUUACUGAUGGAAAAGUUUAUGCUCUCUAUAGGAAACUCUUGCAGCACGAAUGCCCGCUCUGCCUGGAGGCCCGGCCCUUUGCCACCAUUGUGGACCUGGAGCAGCACAUGAGGAAGCAGCAUGAGCUCUUCUGCUGCAAACUCUGCGUCAAACAUCUCAAGAUCUUCACGUAUGAGCGCAAAUGGUAUUCACGUAAGGAUCUUGCCCGGCACAGAAUCCAUGGGGAUCCUGAUGACACCUCUCACCGCGGCCAUCCCCUGUGCAAAUUUUGUGACGAGCGAUACCUGGAUAAUGAUGAGUUACUGAAACAUCUGAGAAGAGACCACUAUUUCUGCCACUUUUGCGAUUCUGACGGAGCACAGGAAUACUAUAGCGAUUAUGAGUACCUCCGGGAACACUUCCGUGAGAAGCACUUCCUCUGUGAAGAAGGCCGGUGCAGCACUGAGCAGUUCACUCACGCGUUCCGCACUGAAAUAGACUACAAAGCACACAAGACGGCUUGUCACAGCAAAAACCGGGCGGAGGCGAGGCAGAACCGACAGAUUGACCUUCAGUUCAACUAUGCACCAAGGCAUCAGCGGAGAAACGAGGGUGUGGUGAGUGGCGAAGACUAUGAAGAGGUUGACAGGUAUCACAGGCAGGCGAGAGGAGGCAGGUCUGGUGUACGAGGAGGCCAACAGAACCGAAGAGGCAGCUGGAGGUACAAGAGGGAAGAAGAAGACCGAGACAUCGCUGCAGCAGUCAGGGCGUCGAUCGCUGCCAAAAGGCAAGAAGAGAAGAAGCGGGGGGAGGACAAAGAGGACGGCAGCCGGGCAAAGAAAGAGGAUGUGAAGGACCCGGACUUGAAUAUCAGUAAGCGCGGACCAAAGCCUCCAGGCGAAGCACCAGUUCCCAAGGAAGCUGUUCCAAAGGCGGCUCUGAGCCAAGAUGACUUCCCUGCCAUCGGCUCGCCAGCGGUCAGCUCUGCGCCGAGCUUGUCCCAGCCGGCAUCGGUGAAACUCGACGAAGAGGACUUCCCAAGCCUCUCCUCUGCUCCCCCCGUGGUCUCUUCUGCGAUGUCCUUGGCCUACACGGCCACGGCAAAGAGGGCAGGCUUUCAGGAGGAGGACUUCCCUGCCUUGGUGUCCAGAGUCCGGCCAAACAGUAAGACGGUGUCCACCCUCACCUCUGCGUGGAGCUACGGCUCCAGUACAAACAUGGUCCGAGCCAUUGCAGCCAGUGCCGGCCAGCCAGCCAGGAAAGCCGCCCCUGCCGCCAGCAGCAGCAGCAGCAGCAGCAGCAGCAAAGGGAGCCAAAAGAACAAGGCUGCGCUGCCCAGUGGCGAGCAGGAGGGCAGUGGCGGUAGCGGCGGCGGCGGCGGCCUGCCCUCCCAGGAGAUCCGCAGCACUCCAACGAUGGCCGACGUGUCCUCUCUGCUGGCAGCCUCGAACUCUCAGGCUUUCAUUAAGGUGGGCAAGAAGAAGAAAGUCGGAGCCGAGAAAGCAAGAGCGGUGUCCCCGCCCCUGUUGCAGGAGAUCUGCCCCCCUGUUCCUCCGGUAGAGAAGGCGCCGGACGUGGAGUACUCCUCCUCAAACUUCCCUGCCAGCUCCGUGGUUCCGGAUAGGGCGGCAGCCGUUGUGAACGGUCACUCGGAAAAAUCCGUCGCUGCAUGUCAUGCUUCCAAAGAGCCCCCUGGCCUGAAGAAGCCACCAGGGGCCGGCCAGCCCUCCCUGUUGCCGCAGGAAGACUUCCCUGCCCUGGGAAACUCUGGGCCGCCGCGAAUGCCUCCACCCCCAGGCUUCAAUUCUGUGGUGCUGCUUAAUAGCCCCGCUCCACCUCCAGGGCUGUCGGUGCCUCUGAGCAAACCGCCCCCUGGCUUCACUCCUAUUCCACCCACCGGUGGCUCUGAACCCGCUCCUGCUCCGCCUGUGAAAGAGCCCAAACCUUAUCAGGGACCCUACUUGAUACUAGACAAUUUCCAGCAGCGGAACAUCCAGCUAAUUCAGUCAAUCAAGGAAUUUCUUCAAGAGGACGAAUCCCAAUUCAACAAAUUCAAGACGUACUCGGGGCAGUUCAGGCAGGGUCUGAUUUCCGCGGCUCAGUAUUACAAGUGUUGCCAGGAGCUCCUGGGGGAGAACUUCAAGAAGAUCUUCAACGAGCUGCUUGUGCUGUUGCCAGACACAGCCAAGCAGCAGGAACUGCUUGCCGCUCACCAUGACUUGAAGGCCAAGUCGGAUUCCUCCUCUUCCUCCGCUGGCAAAUCCAAGAAGAACCGGAAGAUCGUCUGGCAGACGGAGCUGGGUUCUGACCUCGACUGCUGCGUCUGCCCCAUGUGCCAGCAAGUGCUGACGCAGCAGGACCUCGUCUCCCACAAAGCCCUGCAUCUGGAGGAGGAUGAAUUCCCAUCCUUGCAGGCCAUUAGCCGCAUCAUCAGCUAGCUAGCUGUUCCAGGUGACCAAUAAAGCCAGUCCCCACCUUACAA
Elgaria multicarinata webbii is the source of this 2760-nucleotide messenger RNA. RefSeq names its product zinc finger protein 598, E3 ubiquitin ligase (gene ZNF598). Gene Ontology annotation, biological process: protein ubiquitination; rescue of stalled cytosolic ribosome. NCBI's taxonomy places the organism in Eukaryota, Metazoa, Chordata, Lepidosauria, Squamata, Anguidae. Gene Ontology annotation, molecular function: ribosome binding; ubiquitin protein ligase activity. The transcript is spliced from 13 exons. The record is from RefSeq and is a predicted model, not a curated record. The coding region runs from base 29 to 2716 and encodes 895 amino acids.